UGGCGGCAAUGAAAUCAUCAACAAACUUUCGGGAAGCUGCCGCCUGACGUGAAGUUUGUCUGGACUAAAAGAUGGUGGAGGGCCCGGGCUGCACGUUAAACGGAGAGAAAAUCCGGUCGAAAGUUAAGAUAGGACAGAAAGUAAAGGAGGUCAGGGGCAGUUUGGCAACUUCCACCAAAAACAGCUCUGGAUCAAAUACCUUCCACAGUUUUUCCGAUUGUCAGUACACGGGUGUGGAAACCCUUGGCAAGGAGCUCUUCAUGUACUUCGGUUCAAGAGCUUUAAGAGUCCACUUUGGUAUGAAUGGAUCGAUGCGUAUAAAUCCAGCUGAAAGGCAGAUCAGAACAGGGUCCACUCCCGUGCUAGAAAUUCACCUUACCAACGACAUUGUGAGCUUCUUCGACAGCGCUGUGGAAAUAAGGUUGACAGAGGACUGCCAGCAGAAAGUCAGGGCCAUGGAGAGUCUGGAUGUGUGCUCCUCCAAGUUUAGCUUCUCACGCUCUGAGGAGGCAGUGAGGAGCCAACGUAGCAGGAUGCUCUGUGACGUUCUCCUAGACCAAGCUGUCAUGCCGGGAGUCGGCAACAUCAUUAAAAACGAAGCCCUGUUUGACUCAGGCCUCCACCCAGCCGUGAAGGUCCAGCAGCUGACAGAUGAGCAGAUCCACCAUGUGGUAAAGAUGACCCGCGAUUUUACUCUUCUGUUUUACAAGUGUCGCAAAUCUGGCUCUCCUCUCUACAAACAUUACAAAGUCUACAAGCUUCCCCAGUGUGGCCACUGCUCUCAUGUCAUCACCGUCUGUCGUCUUGGAGACAAUGGGAGGAUGACUUACUUCUGUGAGCGCUGUCAAAAAGGAGAUCCCAGAGGAAUUGACAUCAGUAAGCUUCCUCUUAGAAACAGUCUGAUCAGUUGGGCAUACAAUGAGCGAACCAGUGAUGAUGUGGCAAAGAAGGAGGAAGAGGACUGGGCUUGUCAACUCUGCACGCUCAUCAACCAGCCAGCAGCGAAAGCCUGUGAUGCCUGCCUCACUCCAAGACCCAAAGUCCACAAAGACAACAUUAGCAGUGAAGCAUCGCCCUUCACUGUUGAUUUAAUUAAAUACCCCUGCACCGCCUUCAAGAAGCCACAAGAGGAGCUCAAAGUCAACUGGAGGUCUGCAUUCGGGACUUCCACCCUUGUUUUCUCUGACAUGAGCAAGAAGCCAAAGCCUGUAAACUCCCCGCUCUCCCCAGCCAGCAGUCAUUUGAAUUCCUUGGCGGCAGAAGGUUUAUAUAAAAACAGCGUCUGCCAAGGGACAACAAGCCCCAAUUAUGCCUCUGGUGGCUGGCAGAAGCAAAGUGUCGAGCUCUCCAGUGGGGAAUCACUGGCCUCCUACAGUCACCCAUCCAAGAAAAUGAGAAUUGAUCACAGUCUCUUUCCCAGUAACAAUGCUCAAAAUGCAACCCCCAACUCAGGUGUGCGCAGAAUGGAGGCGGCAAGUCCCACAACUUCCAUUUCCUCCACUCCCAGCACCCCGUGUUGUGCAUCCCAUCGUCGUCCAGCUGUCCUCAGGGUGGUCCACAAGGAGGGGGGGAAUAAGGGACGGCAAUUUUAUGCCUGCUCGCUACCCAGAGAGACCAAGUGCAACUUCUUUGAGUGGGCAGAUUUGCACUUUCCUUUUUGUCACCAUGGGAAACGCUGUUUAAUGAGGACGGUUCUGAAGCUUGGACCCAACAAUGGCCGGAAUUUCUACACCUGCAGCUUUCAAAGGGGUAAACAAUGUGACUUUUUCCAGUGGGCAGAGAAUGGAGCAGGGGUUUCUAUCCUCCCUGGCUGCUAAUGGAUUACAACCAUACAAACACUGAUUUCUUUGAUUUUUUUUUUUUGGGGGGGGGGGCAAAGAUUAUAAAUGAUCAUCAGAAUUAAACAUGCAUUUUUAUUUACCUAAACACUUAAUUAAGCAUAUGGCCUCGAGAUUAUAAACUGGCACAUUGUGAAUAUCUAAUAAAGAUGCAAUCUGCA
Melanotaenia boesemani (Boeseman's rainbowfish) is the source of this 1999-nucleotide messenger RNA. RefSeq names its product nei-like DNA glycosylase 3 (gene neil3). The transcript has 10 exons. Gene Ontology annotation, cellular component: nucleus. Lineage: Eukaryota; Metazoa; Chordata; Actinopteri; Atheriniformes; Melanotaeniidae. Bases 72 to 1817 code for a protein of 581 amino acids. Gene Ontology annotation, molecular function: DNA-(apurinic or apyrimidinic site) endonuclease activity; damaged DNA binding; zinc ion binding. Gene Ontology annotation, biological process: base-excision repair. The record is from RefSeq and is a predicted model, not a curated record.